UGUAUCUUCAUUCAAACUCCGGUAACAUGCAACGUUUGACUCCAGCCCUCCUCACAAUCCUAUGGCUUCUAGCGUGGCACAGCGGGACUCAAGCCAGCUCCAGAGUCCCUUCCUUUGGGGUGAAACUAUGCGGGAGAGAGUUCAUACGUGCUGUGAUUUUCACCUGCGGUGGAUCCAGGUGGAGACGAAAUGAGGUUCUGCAAACAGGGGACCCUGCAGAGAUCUUCAGCAGCCUGGUCCAGAGUGAUGUGGAGUCUGAGGAAGAAGACAUUUUCAGCGAGUGGCAAGGCAGCCUGAGACCUCACCACAGUGAAAUAAUGGACUAUGGAAAUCCCCAGAGUUGGAGGGACCCCUCGGGAGGCCGGCGUGGUGCAGCAGCAGCUGAGGAUGCCCUGAGAGGGGUGGAAAGGAGAGGGAGGGAGGCAGCACUGGGCUUGUCUAACACAUGUUGUAAAUGGGGGUGUAGUAAGAGUCAAAUCAGCUCCUUGUGUUAAAAAAAAAAAACAUUUUGGGGCAUGGGGAGUGGGGUGAGCAGGGUCGGUGUUAUUGUUUGCUAUGAAAUAAAUAAAAGGAUGUGUGUGGCGAGGUUAAGGCAGCACUACAAAACUUUAUUAUCGUAUUAAGGUAUGCUACCAUAAAUCAAUCAGAAUUGUAGCCAAAUGACUACUAAACCACUGCUGAUAUCUCACCAAUAAUAACCACCAUUUGGC
Messenger RNA from Pelobates fuscus (common spadefoot toad), 710 nucleotides. RefSeq names its product relaxin 3 (gene RLN3). Gene Ontology annotation, molecular function: hormone activity; G protein-coupled receptor binding. Lineage: Eukaryota; Metazoa; Chordata; Amphibia; Anura; Pelobatidae. Bases 27 to 494 code for a protein of 155 amino acids. The transcript is spliced from 2 exons. Gene Ontology annotation, cellular component: extracellular region. The record is from RefSeq and is a predicted model, not a curated record.